AUGAUCCCUUACCCAACCGUGGAAGAUGCGUCCGUAGCGUUAGGACGAAACCUGACUUGGUUCGAGACGGUUUGGUUCGAUUACUCAGCCACCAGAUCCAAUUUCUAUGUAUAUUGCCACACCAUUUUGUUACUGUUCCUCGUUUUUACUCUCGCUCCACUCCCUUUUGUGUUUGUGGAAUUGACCGGUUGGUUUGAUCGGUUCAAGAUUCAACCGAAGGUGAAGUAUUCGUUAUCUGAUAUGUUCCGUUGCUACAAAGAUGUCAUGACGUUGUUCCUUCUUGUGGUCGGCACAUUGCAAAUCGUCUCUUACCCUUCGAUACAGAUGGUAGGGAUUCGAAGUGGACUGCCAUUACCAUCGUUGAUGGAGAUUGUAGCACAAAUAGUAGUUUACUUCUUGAUAGAAGAUUACAGUAACUACUGGAUCCAUAGACUGUUGCAUUGCAAAUGGGGUUACGAGAAGAUACAUCGAGUCCACCACGAGUACACAUCUCCAAUCGGAUUUGCAUCGCCGUAUGCACAUUGGGCCGAGAUCUUGCUUCUUGGGAUUCCGACAUUUCUUGGACCGGCGAUUGCACCUGGUCACAUCAUGACCUUUUGGUUGUGGAUCACUUUACGUCAAAUCGAGGCCAUCGAGACUCACAGCGGAUAUGAUUUUCCAUGGAGUCUGACAAAAUGCAUUCCGUUCUACGGUGGAGCUGAGUAUCAUGACUAUCAUCACUACGUUGGAGGACAAAGUCAGAGCAAUUUUGCUUCAGUUUUCACUUAUUGCGACUACAUCUAUGGAACUGACAAAGGCUAUCGAAUCCAUAAGAAGCUUCUUCAUCAGCAGGUUAAGGAGGAAGGUGAGCACAAGGGAGGAAUGAAAUACGAUUAG
Messenger RNA from Thlaspi arvense, 876 nucleotides. The record is from the annotation of a GenBank genome assembly. Lineage: Eukaryota; Viridiplantae; Streptophyta; Magnoliopsida; Brassicales; Brassicaceae.